CAUGCUGAAAAACAGGAAACGGGAUCUUGGGAGAGGCGGAAAUUGCAGUGCUCGGCAGAGCUCGGCAGGGCCAGCAGGCUGAAGACGAGGAGCGUACGGCAAGGAAGGCGCCUGGGGUAGUGGGGAAGUGGGCUGGCCGCAAAAUGUGGAAAGCAUCGGCAGGCCACAGCAUCAGUCUGAGCCAGGAUGAUGGUGCUGAUGAUUGGGAGACAGAUCCUGACUUUGUGAAUGAUGUAAGUGAAAAAGAACAGCGCUGGGGUGCUAAAACUGUCCAAGGAUCUGGUCACCAGGAACAUAUCAAUAUUCAUCAACUUCGAGAAAAUGUAUUCCAAGAGCACCGAUCCCUCAAGGAGAAAGAGCUUGAAUCAGGACCCCAAGCUUCCCAUGGCUAUGGAGGGAAGUUUGGUGUGGAACAGGACCGCAUGGACAAAUCAGCCGUUGGUCAUGAAUAUCAGUCCAAGCUUUCUAAGCAUUGCUCCCAGGUGGAUUCAGUUAAAGGCUUUGGUGGCAAGUUUGGUGUACAAGUUGACAGGGUUGACCAGUCUGCUAUGGGAUUUGAAUACCAAGGAAAAACAGAGAAACAUGCUUCUCAGAAAGACUACUCAAGUGGAUUUGGUGGGAAGUACGGUGUGCAGGCUGACAGAGUAGACAAGAGUGCCAUGGGAUUUGAUUACCAAGGAAAAACAGAGAAGCAUGAAUCCCAGAAAGAUUAUUCUAAAGGUUUUGGUGGUAAAUAUGGUGUGGACAAAGAGAAAGUGGAUAAAAGUGCUGUUGGCUUUGAAUACCAGGGCAAAACUGAAAAACAUGAAUCGCAGAAAGACUAUACGAAAGGUUUUGGUGGAAAAUUUGGCAUACAGACCGACAGACAGGAUAAAUGUGCACUUGGCUGGGAUCACCAGGAAAAAGUACAGUUGCACGAAUCUCAAAAAGAUUAUAAGAGUGGUUUCGGAGGGAAAUUUGGUGUUCAAACUGAAAGGCAGGACCCAUCAGCUGUGGGCUUUGACUACAAGGAGAAACUAGCGAAGCACGAGUCACAACAAGAUUAUUCUAAAGGAUUUGGUGGAAAGUAUGGUGUCCAGAAAGAUCGAAUGGACAAGAAUGCAUCAUCUUUCGAAGAUAUUGAGAAAUUAUCUUCAACAUACCAGAAGACCAAACCAGUAGAAGCUGCAAAUGCCAAAACGAGCAACAUCAGAGCUAACUUUGAAAAUCUAGCUAAGGAUAAAGAACAAGAAGACAGAAGAAAGGCGGAAAUUGAAAGAGCUCAAAGGAUGGCCAAGGACAAGGAGGAACAAGAAGAGGCUAGGAGGACACUCGAAGAGAAAGCCAAAUCCAAGACACAGAAUCCUCCUGAAUCUCUAGCUGCACAAACAGAGGAAGAAAAAGUGCCAUCAAAUGUAAUCUACGAGGAUGCUGCCUCCUUUGAAUCUGGUUACAAAAACUCCAAUGCAAGUCUUCCAAAUGUACAUGAGCCAGAACAGGACAGCAAAGCUGAAGAAUCUGACUAUCAAGAAGCAGUUAGUCAGAGAGAGCCAAGCUAUGAAUCGGGAACCGUGUACGAAGAGGCCGCAGUAGGAAAUCAAUAUCAAGCAGAUGAAACUUCUUAUGAAUAUGAAAAUGACCUUGGAAUAACAGCUAUAGCCCUAUAUGAUUAUCAGGCUGCUGGGGAUGAUGAGAUUUCCUUUGAUCCAGAUGAUAUCAUUACCAAUAUUGAAAUGAUAGAUGAUGGCUGGUGGAGAGGAGUCUGCAAAGGCAGAUAUGGGCUUUUCCCAGCUAAUUAUGUUGAGCUGAGACAAUAGAAACGGAUGUCUACCAUUUAUGCCUUAAUCCCAUGAUCAUUCAUCUGACUUAUUACACUACAAAUCAUGUGGGGCUUUUUUUUUUGGUGCAGGAGAAGAGAUUGAAAGGAUCUAAUCAUGCUCCUUUUAUUUUUAAAAUACUUCGCUGAUGCUUUUAUCAAUGUUUAUGGGUCCAGAAAUUGCUAAUAUAUUGUGACUCUAUGUUGCCCUGCAGCCUGUUAUCAUACUUUUUAAUUUUGAAAAAGGGGUUUCUUGAUUCCUUUGCCAAAUUGGUGACGGUGAUUGUUCUCCCUCUAGAGUUUUUAGUUCUCUCUGACAGUAGUACAUGUUUCAUUUGUACUGUACAAAUUAUAUCCAGGUGUUCUUGUACUGAACAUGGUCAGUUUUCCAGCUCUCACCUGUCGUAUCUAGGUCACAUUUCCACUUACUGGGAACAUGGCAGGUAUGGAUAGAGGAAAAUGCUAGCUGGCUUGCAGUUAGUGGCAAACAUUCAUGGGAAGUUAUUCUAUAUCAAUGUCAGAAAGGACCCAGUAUAGAAGGCUAUGCUUAUUUUUCAUUCAUAUUCUUGGGAAGUGCACAGUCCAGUCAAAAGCUCAAUUGAACUUUUCCAGAAGUUCUGAUAAGGAACUGAUGCAAGCCUCACAUGGCUUUGCGAUGUAAGUUUUGUUUAUGCUGCUCUUUCUCUCAUGCACCUAGAACACUGUGAAAUUUUUGAUCUUGGAGAUUUAGAAGUUUCCAUGACGUGCCCUCUCGAGCGCUCUCAGCCUGUCACCUUGAUGAUAAAACAGGCAGGAUAUGCAGCACUAAUUCCAGUUUGUAUGAUUUGCAAAGAGGACAAUGGGAUGAGAUGGCUUCCUCUAUAGUAAAUCUGUUUUUUUGGCUAUAUUUCACUAAAGGAAUAUUGCUCUUAAGAGUAUGUUAAAACCUUGGAGGAAAUUGCUAUUUUUAAACAAUAUAGAUGACUCAUUUUACAUAUUCAGCUCUGACUGCCAGUAACACUCAGACAAACUGUAAAGGUCUCUCUGUCUUUUGCCAAAUGUAAUCCUGAAUUUCUUGCCAUAACUUCUGUAAAAUAAAUUGAGAAUUAAUUACUGAUUUUAACCACAUAAGCAUCCCUACCAAAGACAGCAUACAGUAGAUGUGUCUUCAGUGUUUCUUGUUCAUUUCUGUUUGGGAAGAGAAAUUCAGGGAUAAAUCGGUCAAGGAAAGAAGUGAAUGAAAAAAAAAGACAAGCAAUUAAGUAAAAUAAAAUAUUUAAAAAAUGUUUCUAUUGAGUGGUAAACAUGCAGCGUAUCUAAAGAAAUAUGGAAUGUAGAGAGAAGUGAUCAUGGAUGGGAUUGGCUACUUAGACAAUCUCUUAAGAAGAAUGUAUGUAAUGUUUAUUUUCUAUUAUCUUCCCCACCGGUUCCUUGCUUUCUCAUAAUUACAUUGAUAAUAGUAUGUUAAGUGGGCAUGGAUUUUAUAUGCAGUUUUAGCUUAUUCAGUUUGCAUAGGACAGCAACUAGAAUAUAUGAUUCCUGUUUCUUUUUUUUUCUUUUUCUUUUUUUUGUAAAUUAAAUAUUCAAAUAAACUUUUGGAACCAUU
Ahaetulla prasina is the source of this 3380-nucleotide messenger RNA. RefSeq names its product cortactin (gene CTTN). The record is from RefSeq and is a predicted model, not a curated record. Gene Ontology annotation, molecular function: actin filament binding. NCBI's taxonomy places the organism in Eukaryota, Metazoa, Chordata, Lepidosauria, Squamata, Colubridae. Bases 144 to 1796 code for a protein of 550 amino acids. Gene Ontology annotation, biological process: regulation of actin filament polymerization. Gene Ontology annotation, cellular component: lamellipodium; focal adhesion; site of polarized growth. The transcript has 17 exons.